This is a messenger RNA of Balaenoptera musculus (blue whale), 1654 nucleotides long. RefSeq names its product peptidylprolyl isomerase D (gene PPID). Gene Ontology annotation, biological process: protein peptidyl-prolyl isomerization; protein folding. The coding region runs from base 177 to 1364 and encodes 395 amino acids. NCBI's taxonomy places the organism in Eukaryota, Metazoa, Chordata, Mammalia, Artiodactyla, Balaenopteridae. The transcript has 10 exons. The record is from RefSeq and is a predicted model, not a curated record. Gene Ontology annotation, molecular function: protein binding; peptidyl-prolyl cis-trans isomerase activity.
CGCCGGCCAAGGGCGGCGCCGGUGUGCGGUGUGCGCGGUCCCCGGGGCCGCGGCUCCCAGAGCCCGGCCCCGCCUGCUGCCGCUCCGCCCGGCUCGGCUCCCGGGCCGGCUCCACCUUCCCCCGACACUGCUGUCCGGUAAGUCAGAAAAUCCACUAAGUGUCCGUGGACAGAGGAAUGGAUGAAGAGGCAGUGGCACAUAUACACGACGGAAUACGACUCGGCCGUAAAAAAGAGCGAAAAAAGGCCGUUUGCAGCACCACGGACGGACCCAGAGACUGUCACACUGAGCGAAGUACGGCAGACAGGGAAAGACCAAUAUCAUAUGGUAUCGCUUUGGGUCGAAUUGUCUUGGAAUUGUUUGCAGAUAUUGUACCCAAAACUGCAGAAAAUUUUCGUGCGUUGUGUACAGGAGAAAAAGGCAUUGGACCCACCACUGGGAAACCUCUACAUUUCAAAGGAUGUCCUUUCCAUCGAAUUAUUAAGAGAUUUAUGAUUCAGGGUGGAGACUUCUCAAAUCAGAAUGGGACAGGUGGAGAAAGUAUUUAUGGUGGAAAAUUUGAAGAUGAAAAUUUCCAUUAUAAGCACGGCAAGGAGGGGUUACUGAGCAUGGCGAACGCAGGCCGCAAUACAAACGGCUCUCAGUUCUUCAUCACCAUGGCUCCGAGCCCUCACUUGGAUGGCAAACGCGUGGUGUUUGGCCGGGUGAUUAAAGGAAUGGGUGUGGCAAGGAUUCUGGAGAACGUGGAGGUGAAAGGUGAAAAACCUGCCAAAUUGUGCGUUACUGCAGAGUGCGGAGAGCUGAAGGGAGGGGACGACUGGGGAAUAUUCCCCAAGGAUGGAUCUGGUGACAGUCAUCCAGACUUCCCCGAGGAUGCAGACAUAGAUGUAAAGGAUGUAGAUAAAAUUUUAUUAAUAACGGAAGACUUAAAAAACAUUGGAAAUACUUUUUUCAAAUCCCAGAACUGGGAGAUGGCCAUUAAAAAAUACACAGAAGUUUUAAGGUAUGUGGAAGGCUCGAAAGCUGCUACUGAGAACGCAGGCGGAGCAAAGCUGCAGCCCGUCGCUUUGAGCUGCCUGCUGAAUAUCGGCGCCUGCAAACUGAAGCUGUCCGAUUGGCAGGGAGCAGUCGACAGCUGUUUGGAGGCCCUUGAAAUAGAUCCGGCAAAUACCAAAGCACUGUACCGUAGAGCCCAAGGAUGGCAAGGACUAAAAGAAUACGACCAAGCAUUGGCUGAUCUUAAGAAAGCUCAGGAGAUAGCACCAGAGGAUAAAGCUAUCCAGGCGGAAUUGCGCAAAGUCAAGCAAAAGAUAAAGGCACAGAAAGAUAAAGAGAAGGCAGCUUAUGCAAAAAUGUUUGCUUAAUAAGGAAUUCAGUUUUGCUUAAGUAUGCAUUGAUUGUAUAAAGCGAGUAAGACAAUUGAAGGGUCUUGUCUAGUAUGUGUGAUCCCUAAUGUGUUCCCUCUGAGACUUCAGUUCCCAUUGUUUGCAGUCUAGGAAUACAGGUAGGGAUUCACUCUUAAUAGACCAGUAUUACAAAAUAUGGUGAAGUUGAACUCAUUUUAAAUGGCUCUCUGCAUUACAGAGGAUAAUGGUGUCCACUGUAUUUUAAACUCCUAGACACAUCUUGUUUGAAUAAACAGAUGAAAACUUAA